AGUUGUAAAAAUUAAUGAAGCUUAUAAUGAUAUGUAAUGUGAUUCUGAUUACCACUAUAACUCACACGAUUCAGCAAAAUAAAAUACACACCUAAUGCGCGCGCACACAAGUUUAAAAGACUGCAUAUAGAACUCUGUAGAGGGGCAAACCAGACAAUUCACGGAGGUCAUAUAAAAGCGCGUCUCUCUUUUAAAAGCAGUGGCAAUCGAACGCCAGUGUUUGAGCAUAUAUAUAUAUAACACGCGGGAAUCAUUCAUCUAAAAGAAAAUCAAGUUUUGGUCCCGGACAGAUCAAACUUUUUAACUUCAAAAUCAGGUUUAUCAUUACCUCGAGAGUGCAAUUAUGAAGUCACUUAUAAUUUGUUUUGCAGUUUCCGGCUUUCUAUGUGCUGGCCUGUGUCAAAAACUACCAACGGCCGACGAAGCCUUGGCAAAAAUUAAUGAGAUAGUCGACAUCCCAGGCCUAAAAAACCUCGAUCUGAAAGGCUUGAAUAUGUCCAUGCUACCGUUCAACGAGGCUGAGAAUCUGCUAAAGAAGAAAUGCGAGAAAAAUGGAGGCCCAAACGCAUACGAGACGGCCAAAGCUGCUGGAUCUAAUGUUGUAAACUGCGUUAAAGAUCUCGUUGACUUGAAUGUAUUGAAGCAGGAGAUGGACGCUGCUAGACCAACUGGUGAUUUGGACGAAGUUUUCAAGAAGUAUUGCCACAAAAAGCCUAUCCUUAAAGGAUGCGUGACUAAUUUUACCGAUGCCAUUGAACCGUGCCUUGAUCCAGUAGAAAGAGAAAAUAAGAAAAUCGUGCUCAAUAUCACGGAAAAAAUUUUGAACUUUGUAUGUUUCAAGGAGGGUGACCGCAUUGCUCUAUUCAUCGCGGCCAAAGGACCUGAAUGUUUCCAAGCCAAAACUCAAGCAAUCAUGGAUUGCGGUAAUUCUACAUAUGGCAAAUACUCUAAAGAUUUGCCCAUGAACCCAGAGCAAGGAUUAGCUGGUUUAACUACGAGUCUCUCUGGAAUAAAAGAUCUUCCUUCUCUCGUUUUUGACCAGAAAACUUGCACAGAUAUGAACACUUUACAAGGUUGCGUGGUGAACGCAUUGGAAGGAUGUGAAGAUCCGACGCCGGCAAACCUACUCGAUUCUAUCUUUAAUUACAUCAAGAAAGUGACACCAUGUCAGAAAAUGCUUAGUCCUCAGGCUUAGGCACUAACAAUGUUUAGUCAAAGUUCAGGAACAAGAAACGUAGCUUAUACUGCAGUACUAGCUAUGACUACUUUUAUUUUAUUAUACUGAAAAUGACAUAUACUUCCUGUAAAAUCUGAUUAUAGUUCUGUGAUUAUAAAUGUAACGAAUGAAAUACUUUAUGCGAAUUUGAAAAAUGUAUAAUUUACUAACAAUUUUGUACUAUACAGAUUUAAAGAAAAUGUUAUUCUUUAUAACAUUAGCUACCAGUAGAUUACAGUAGUUUUUGUUGUAUCAAGUACUUGUUAUAGAAUCAAAUCAACAAAAUUAAUUUGUUGCUUAUUUUUAUAUUACACUGUAUAAGUAUGAAUGUUAAUUGACCAGUUGUAAAUUGUAUGUUGCAUUUUGUAUACAUUUUUGCUUAAUUUUUCCAAAUAGGGUAAAGGCACUAGUAGUAGGUCAGGCACUAGUAGUCAGUCACUUCUUUUAUUAUAAUUUUUAUUAUAAUUAUAAUUUUUAUAUUAAAGGUAAUCCUUUAAUAAAUAAGAAGUAAAAUGAUGAAUCUUUAAAACCAUAUCAUAUGAAAAUAAAAAAAUACAUAAUUAACAAGUAUUUUUUCUGUU
Messenger RNA from Phymastichus coffea, 1797 nucleotides. RefSeq names its product 27 kDa glycoprotein-like. Lineage: Eukaryota; Metazoa; Arthropoda; Insecta; Hymenoptera; Eulophidae. The record is from RefSeq and is a predicted model, not a curated record. The transcript has 4 exons. Bases 344 to 1195 code for a protein of 283 amino acids.